UUGAAAAUUAUUUUAAAAUUAUUGCGAAAAGCAGUGACAAUUACAUUGGACCAAGAACAGAUAUCAAAACCCACCUCCAACAUUUCUACCCCAGCUAAAGGAAUUAUCUCAAAGGCAAAAGUAUAAGCAAAACAAAAGGAAAUCAAACGCUGGUGCAGAUUAACAGCUGAAGUUUUUGCUUGAAGCGAAGUAAUUUAUCUUUUUUGUGAUAGACAAACACAUACAUCCCCCUCCCCCCGUCUUUGCUGCACAGCACACUUGCUAGUAAGGUGUUGCCAACAAUUUCAAUAAUGUGUGGCCUUACUAAAAUUAUUGUAAUUAUGUUCCUAAUUACGAUUACCAAGUUUUUACUUAUCGAUGCUGACCAUACAAUGCGUGCAGCAAAUCUGUUGACCCUCACGGCAUUUGGGUCAUUGUUUUGGUCGCGGAUCGGUGCAGUAGACACAAGACAGCAUUACGACAACUCAAUUCAGUCUGCUAAUGCGCAUCAUUUAGCAAAACGCAUGGACCUGGAAUCAUGCCUAGGUCAAUUUGAUGUUCAUAAAAACACAAUAAUACGGACCGGUGAAUCGCAGGCAAUUGGUGGUAAAUAUUUGCAAGGUCUUGAACUGGACACAAUGGAAGAAUGUCAACGAUUAUGCUGCGAAACUGAUUCUUGCGAUGUUUAUAUAUUUGAAGACAAGAACGACGGCUACUGUUAUCUUUUUGAAUGCGGUCCACCAGAAAAUUUCCAUUGCAAAUUUACAAGACAUGCCAAUUAUACAAGUGCAGUAUUGACAACUAUUCGACAUAUACCAGAAACCACCACUCCCCGCCCUACUUUACCACAUAUUGCAACAACAAAUAUAUCUCAACAAGAAUGGGAGUUAUCAAAUUUAAAGGUAAAACAAGAAACUCGGGAGAAAACUUCUGAGAACGUACCAGGAAACGGUGGCGUGGUAAGCUCCCCUAUCGGUACAAGUAAUACUGUUGGUACAAAUAAUAUUGCUGCUGGAAGUAAUAGUAUAGUGGCAGUAUUACCACAAAGUAACAGUCAAAAUGAAAUUAGCAACACACAAAAAGUCACUAAUAUAACAGCGAACUGCGGUCGAUUUCAGUUCAGCUGUCACUCCGGUGAGUGCAUUGCUGUCUAUAACGCGUGCGAUGGCAUACCACAGUGUGAAGAUGGCAGUGAUGAAGGUCCAGAGUGCUCUGGUGCUACUUCAUCUUCUUCAGCUGUUAAUGCAGCUAUUCCUGCUACAAAUACUGCUCCCCAGACAAAUGGAAAUUUGGACACGUCGACUAUUACCAAUAAUAACAAUAAUAUAUUAGAUCCUGUUGUACAGAAGUUUUUUAUAUACAAAAAGCCCUCAUCAAUGCUGCAAUAUCAAGCUUCCAUUAUGCAACAAACGCCACAACAACAACUGCAAUUUAUGCAUCAACAACAACAGCAGCAACAACGAACCCAACAACAACAACAACAACAACAACAACAACUUCAAUUGCAACAGCAGCAACAACAACAGCAACAGCAGCAGCAACAACAACAACAACGGGAAACACAUAUUAAUACUGCCCCUCUAAUACAUAAUCGGGAAGACGCAGCAACAUGGAUCAAUAGAAAAAUAGUUAAUGAAAAUCAGAACUCAGACACAAUAAACGCGGAUGUCAAUAAUCAUUUAAGACACAGCAAUAGCCUGCACUUGACUAACUCCGGUAUACUGUCUGCUUAUUCCAACAAUAAUCCAAACUUGAAUUCAAUGUAUACCUCAAACUCUUUACAAAGAAAUGGUGUUUAUGUACCACAGGGACAAGAAGCAACAAAUGGAGGAAUUUACAUGGCCCCACAACAAAAUCUCUUAACUCCUCAAGGUCAUAUAAUAUUACCAUCAAGUAUUAACUGGCAACAACAACAACAACAACACCAGCAACAAACUGUCGCUACGCCAAUGUCACCAAUUGUUAUUCCACAAUCUCAAGGGCCAGCCUACAUUAUAAAUACACCACAACAGGCUGCACCACAUGUAAUACAAUCAGCACAAGUAAAACCAAUGAUGCAACAACAACAACAACAACAAAUGUUGAGUGAUGUCAUUACACAACAACAACAACAACUACAGCAGCAACAAAUACUAGAACCGUCCCAAACACUAACUGCCUCAGCAGCCGUCGUUAACUCGGAAAUUUCAAAUGGAGUUGCUGAUACCGAUGGAAAUGUGAAAGCACCGGUAGCUACAUCAGUUGCAUAUCAAACUCCAGUCGAAAAUGUUAUUGUUCAAACGAAGAAAGGGGAUUUAAGCAAUAUACUAACAAACGAAGCAGAAGAAUAUGAAGAAUAUGAGGAAAAAUCAACAGAACCCCCAAGAAAGAAACAACGCAAGCACAAAAAACUUCAGGCAGGUAAAACAUCUGAUAUUUUAGAGACAAUAAAAUCAAAGGAUCCCAUUGAGCUAGCUUUAGAGCAACAACAACAUCAGCAGCAGACAUUAGAAAAGCAACAACAAUUGCAAGGACAACAAUCAAUUGUACAACAUCAACCAAUUCUACAACCGCAACAGUUGCCACCAGUUCACAAAGCCCAUAUAGUGGCUCCGUCCUCCUUACCAGUACAUGAACAAUACAAAAUCAUACAUGAAAAUCUUAUGAUGGAAUUUCGGGAUCACGACGGGCAAUCUGAAAGACCUGGCGGAGCAGUAUUAUCGCUUACGUUGGGUCUCUUAAUCACUGCUGCAUUAGCUAUUCUAAUCGGUUGUCGUAUGCGCACUGUUGGCCGACGAGCACGACGACUGGGCGGCAAGACGCCAUAUUCGUAUGAAGCCGACUUCUUGGUCAAUGGCAUGUAUUUAUAAGCUUCUUGAAGAGAGCUUAGGAGAGAGCACGGAAUACAAGUACUGCUAAAAAUCAUAUGAAAUAGUUUUUGUAUUAGCUUAAUAUAUGUGCAGACAAAACGUAUAUAGAAACAUAUAACUGCAUAUAUAGUCAUAAAUGCAUAUAUAAUUAUAUAUGUA
Teleopsis dalmanni is the source of this 2987-nucleotide messenger RNA. RefSeq lists its product as uncharacterized. Gene Ontology annotation, molecular function: protein binding. Lineage: Eukaryota; Metazoa; Arthropoda; Insecta; Diptera; Diopsidae. Bases 372 to 2828 code for a protein of 818 amino acids. The record is from RefSeq and is a predicted model, not a curated record. The transcript has 8 exons.